Molecule: messenger RNA, 1515 nt
Organism: Impatiens glandulifera
Lineage: Eukaryota; Viridiplantae; Streptophyta; Magnoliopsida; Ericales; Balsaminaceae
Product: zinc finger protein BALDIBIS-like
Exons: 3
Coding region: 139-1440 (433 amino acids)
Cellular component (GO): nucleus
Molecular function (GO): DNA-binding transcription factor activity
Source: RefSeq, a predicted model, not a curated record
GAUAGAGAGAGAUAGACUAGUCCACUCGAGUCUAUGGUCAUCGGCUUCUUAGAGAAAAUCCCUUCAAGAUAAGAAAGAAAGAAUAUACAACAAAGAGAGAACUGAUCAAUUCUAUCUUUUCUCUCUUCUUCCCCAACCAUGAAUAUCCCUGAUGAUUCCUUCUCUGUAAUGAUCAGCAACUCCCAAUAUCCCAACAACCCAUCAUACCCUAACCCUAAUCCCACUCCAAAUCCAUCCAAAAGAAAGAGAAAUCUCCCCGGAGCUCCAGAUCCAGAUUCAGAAGUUGUAGCACUUUCACCAAAAUCACUCAUGGCAACGAACCGAUUCGUUUGUGAGAUCUGCAAAAAGGGUUUUCAAAGGGACCAGAAUUUGCAACUACACAGGAGAGGGCAUAAUCUUCCAUGGAAGCUCAAGAGAUCUGAUAAGGAUUUGAUAAUUAAGAGGAAGGUUUACGUCUGCCCAGUGAAUGGCUGCGUUCAUCAUGAACCUUCUCGGGCACUAGGUGACUUGACUGGGAUUAAGAAACAUUACAGUCGGAAACAUGGAGAAAAGAAGUGGAAAUGUGAUAAAUGUUCAAAGAAAUAUGCAGUUCAAUCCGAUUGGAAAGCCCAUAGCAAGAUCUGUGGGACAAGAGAAUAUAAAUGCGAUUGCGGGACUAUCUUCUCAAGGAAGGAUAGCUUCACUACUCACAGGGCUUUCUGUGAUGCAUUAUCUGAUGAAGCUAUAAGAUCGUACACAACAUUUCCAACGCCGGCGACAUAUGGGUCUGUAAAUAUUGUCUCCGGUGGUGGCGUAGAGGAUGAUCAAGAGGAGCUUCUUAUAAGGUCGAAGCAAUUUAAACUUCCAUUGUGGGCAGAUCAUCUAAACCAUCAUGGAAUUGGAAAUGCUCAGGAAUUAAUAAUUGAUAAUGGGUUAUCCAAUAAUUGGUCGACAUCGCCUGCAAUGUUUCCGGCGAAUAUGAUGCUAAAGGAGGAAGACGAUUGCAAAGGGUUUUUAUCGAACGCCAUACGUGCGGCGGCGGAGGAAAGUUCUUACUACUACGGAAAUGAUACUACUACAAGCUUCAUGUCUUCUUCUUCGUCGUCGUCUGCGACAGCCCUACUGCAAAAAGCAGUAGAAAUGGGGUCCACAACUCCAAACAAUGUUUCGUCUAUUUUCUGCAACAGUAGUAUGAACGGAGUAAUGAGUUCGAAUUUGAUGUCAAAAAUGGCCGAUGAACAACAACACAAUUACAUGAUGAGUAACGGUGGAAGAAUUAUAAAUAAUGAGGAUGGGACGACUUCGUUUGUUAAUUCGAAUAAUCCUUUUGCAAUGAUUCGUGAAGCCGUGGAGAGGAGCACGACCAGAGAUUUUCUCGGCAGCAGCGCCGCCAAGAUUGCCUCUUUCGGUGCGGCGGCGGCGGCCAUGUCCGGCCAAUGUAAUACCGGAAGUCUUAAUUAAUUGAUAUGUUUUGUCUUGUAUAAACUUUUAUUAUUAUUAUUAUUAUUAAUUAAAAAAAAAGAAUUUGAUAUUUUA